AUGCUCAGCGUCGGCGAUCUUUCUCCCUCGGUUCUCGUAGCAUAUUACACGCCCGAGAGCCACACGGCGUGGACACUUCCUCCGCCCGAGCCCUGCCGUGUCGAGUGCGCACGAGGUUUUCACUGUGACGGAAUUACCAUUACGGGAUUUUCCAUGGAAAUGUGCGCGCGUAAAGACAGCCACGGCAAGGUGUGUGCGUGUGAGGCCUUCGACUGGUUUCUCUCUCGAAUCGCCGUCGACCGUGCCUGCGCCGGCCCCGCGACACGUCCACUCAAGCCCUGCACAGCUCACACGCUCGCUAAAUUAGCCGAUAAAUAUGUGUACCUUAGAUGUGUCAACAUCAGGGCGAUGUGGUCGACGUGCCCUGGUUCUACGAGGACUCCGCCACUCCUAGUUCCCCAGCGUCACUUGUACAAGGACCCCUCAAGCGGCGCCGGCAUGGACCUAGAGCUGUUCGAGGCUCUGCUGGCCAACAUGCAGCAGAACCUGCCCCAGGGCGCCUACGAUGAGCUCGACGACGACGACGACGAUGACGAUUACGAUGAGGAUGAUGAUGAGGACGACGACGAGGACUACGAUUACGGAGGCCAUGAGCACAACAUUCACACCAUGAGCAACCCCUACGGCGGCGGCGAAGGCGGCGUGGGCGGCGGCGAGAUGGGCGGCGGAGACAUGUGCGGCGUCUCGCUGCCCACCAUGCAGACCAUGAGCAUCCUGCAGGGCCUGCUCAACAUGAACCCGGCUGCCCUGCCUGGCGGUGCGCCGGACAUGGGCGGGGCCAUGAGCAGCCCCAUGAACGCCGGCAUGCCCGGCAUGGGGGCCCCCAUGGACGGCGGCGCCGGCAGCUUCCUCUCCAACAUGCCCUCCUUCCUGCCCUCCAUGAAUCCCGACAUGGCGGGCGCCCUCGCUGGGGCCUUCGCGGGCGGCAUGGGCGCCCUCAUGGACAGCUUCGCCGGCGCGGGCGGCGGAGCGCAAGUGCACGACUAUGAUGAGGACGAUGAAAUUCUUUCUGAUGAAGAAGACGAGGAGGACGACGAUGAUGACGACGACAUCGAUGAGCGAGGACACGGCGGCAUGGGGACAGUCGCCGCCGCGGCCGCGGGCGUAGCAGCCGUGGGCGCCGUGGGCGGCAUGAUGACCUCGGGCCUCCUAGGCACCCCUCACCCUUCUGCUGGUCCCGGCCACCCUGUUGGGCCCGGCCACCCAGUUGGGCCAGGCCACCCCGCCUUGGCCGCCCACGUCCCUAUGCCCGGCCAUCCCAUGUCCGCGCAUGGGGGCCAUCCCCAGCACCCAGGGCACGUGCCCAUGUCCGCACACGGGCCCCCAGUGGGCUUCACCCACCCUGGUUUUAACCCCACAGACAUUCUGAGUGCGCCGCCCUCGUCCGCGCCUGCGCAGGUGCCGCCCCACAGCAUGCCGUCCCACGCCGCGUCGCCCAUGCACCACACCAGCAUGGCGCCCAGCAUGAGCGGCGGUUCCGUCAGAAGCGUGGACCCUCUAGCCGGCGUGGCCAUAGGCGCGGCCGGCGUGGCGGCGGGCGCGGGCAUCCUGGCGCCCGUGGUGAGCAGCCUCCUCUCCGCCGCGGGAGGCAAGUCGCUGCAGAAGCUGGACAACUCCGACGCCUCGAGCACGACCAUGGUGGGCGACGACUCGCUGAACAGCUCGAGCAAGACGGUGGCGGCGCAGGAGCGGCCGGCGUCCGCCCCGAGCGCCGUGGCCGCCAUCACGAAGGCGCUGGAGAAGACGCACAUCACGCCGCCGUCCCCCUCCGCCAAGAAGGAUGGCGACGGUUCUCCGCCUGAAAAGACUAGUGAGCAGAAUGAGAGCGAGGAAGACGAGCCCGAGGAGGAGGCUCCCAAGCCAAGCACCCGAGUCUCCACGCCCAAGGACGAGCUCGAGGAUGACAAGGCGAGCGUUGGCGCAGAGUCCGUUCCUAGCUCCGAGGAGGCCGGCGACGGGAAGUCCGACACCGAGAGCGUCCGAAAGAAGACCCCCUCGCCCGUUCUCACCGGGAAGCUGGGCCGCCUGAGCCCCACCGGCAGCGAGUCCACGCCCGUGCUCGAGUCCGCCAGCUGCGCCUCCAUCACCGACCUGGCCAGCGCGACCGAGUCCAUGCGCGACUCCGACACCGACAACCACUCGGACGCGCACAACGUGACGGCCAACCUGUCGGACCUGGACAACGACCUGCACGAGACGCAGCCCAAGGUGCGCGCCCCGCCCCAGUACGCCGUCGGGGCGCUGCCCAUCGUCAUAGAGAAGCCCACGUUCGGCUGGCAGUCCAUGGUCGGCCUCGACACCGCGAAAGACGCCCUCAAGAACCUGUUCCUGAGCGAGUCGUUCCCCGAGGUGUUCGAGGGCACGCAGGGCACGUGCAAGGGCGUGCUGCUGUUCGGGCCGUCGGGCUCCGGCAAGACGUGCCUCGCACGGGCGCUCGCCAAGGAGACCAACGAUGCCAUCCUUAUCGGCAUCUCCACCGCCUACUUGGCGUCGCAGGCGCCCCUAGAGGCCCCGAAGAUCGUGCGGUACCUGUUCGACCACGCGCGCAUGCACACGCCCGCAGUCAUCCUGUUCGACGAGGUGGACGCGCUCUGCUACGACAGGUCCAGCCAGACCGCACUCCGGGCGAAGGCCGAGCUUCUGGCCCAAAUUAGAGGCUUGACGACGCUGAACCCGCCUUACCCGGCUGGCAUCGACCCGUCCACCUUCAACGACGGCCUCAUGGUCCUGGGCACCACCAACCAGCCGUGGCUCCUGGAGGAAGACCUUAGAAGGAUCUUCACCUACAACAUCCACGUCAAACUCCCCAACGAGAAGGCGAGGGAGGAGCUCCUAAGAAUGUUCCUGCAGAAUCUUCCACAUAAUAUUAACGACGACCAGUUCAAGUGCCUUGUAGCGAAAAGCGAAGGGUAUUCGGCGGCCGACAUCAACACUGUGAUCAGACAAGUAGCGCAUAUGCCUCCCAGUGAACCAAACAAAUACAUACAACCCACACAUCGGGUCAUUACCUAUGAUGAUCUGGCAACUGUGAUGACUGAUUACAGAUGUAGAUUUACAGAGGAAGUGUCUGUGAAGUACCAGAGGUAUAUCAAAGCCGCAACGCACAGAUCAGAAGAGCGGCGGGAAGACAGUAAAAAGGAUGGGAAGAAGGAGCCCAAGGGAGUGAAGAGGUUCGGUCAGCGGAUCGCAAAAUCCCUCGCUGCUGCGCUCGUCGCUGUGAUAGAUUAAACCGUUUUCGUCUAGAUUUUAGUGAAAAGACAGACCCUGGCGGCGGGGCACAGUGCCGAGGCUGCUGCGCCUUCGUCGACGUCCUGCCAGCCGGGGCCGCGGUCUCUGCGGAGGUCGUAGGGAUGUUGUAAUUAGCUCUGUACAGUCUAUCUGUGAUGAACCAUUGUUUUUUUUUAUUAAUUGGACCUCCUUUGGCCAUGGCGCCGGCUGGGUCUCUUGAGAAAGAGAGAGAGAGAGAAUGAGAGAGAAAAAAGAGAGCGAGAGAGAAAAGAGGAGAGGGAGACGACGCUACGACGUGUCCCUCCCUCCCUCCCAUCCCCUCCUCCUCCUCUUCCCCCUCCUCCAUCUCCAUCUCCUCCUCCUCCUGCUCCUCCUACUUCUCCUACUCCAGCUCAUCCCUUCACGACCCAAAGAAAGAGGGACGUGAAGAGGGAGAAAGAGAGAGAGAGAAAGAGGAGGAAAAAGAAUGGGGGGGGAAAAAAAGAGGAAAGGCAAAACGCAGCCGUGCCCCAGCCAAGGUCGGAAGAACUUUUAGUCACUCGAGUCAUUUCCUGAUCCCCACCAUCUACAAGCAACCCCGCCCGCCCGCCCGCCCGCCCGCUCGCACGCCCGCCCGCUCGUACGCCCGCACAUUGACCGCCCUCUCCCUCCCUCCCUCCCGCCCGCCCGCCAAGUCGCCUACGCCCACCAGCGCCUCCCGGAAGCCCCCAGACGCCCGAACUCCCCAGCAGCCGAGGGAGAGAAGAGAGAGGUACUUGUGAUAACCUCUCGCGAAGAAGAAGAAGAAGAAGAAAAAGAAAAGAGAGAGAAAAAAAGUGAUAACACAGUGUGUGUAUGUUUAAAGUGAAAAAAGUAAAGAAAAGAAAAAAAAAACUUGACGAAUGGAAAGAAAAAGGGGAAAAAAAAUUUAGUGAUGUGAACUUCAAUCUUCUGCGCUUCCUUGGAAUGGUGUUUUGUGUACUGGAGACUCUGUGUAUUGCGCCCCAGUUGCAAAUGUACUGCUUUGACGAGACCGCCUGGUGGUUGGGUGUCCCGAUGAAUGGUGAAAGGAAAUAGUGCAAGAAAGGAGGAGGAGGAGGAGGAGCAGGAGGAGGAGGAGGAAGGGAGAAGGGGCCAAGGAGAAUUGAAAGAAACGUGUGAAUGCUAUAUAUUAUAUAGUGUAGAUAUAUUAUUAUGCAAUAUAUGUAUGCUAUAUAAUAUAUAUUAAAUAUAUGUUGGUUCCAGGCGGCUCGGAGCAAGGGAUGCUUUGAAUACUGUCACAUGCUUGUGGAAUGAGUAUAUGAAGGGUGCUUCUUAACAGCAAUCAUUCUAUAUAUAUAUAUAUAUAUAUAUAUAUAUAUAUAUAUAUAUAUAUAUAUAUAUAUAUAUAUAUAUAUAUUAUAAAUUUAAUGAUUGCCCCCCCCCCCCCCUCCCUACUUUUUUUAAUAUAUUUGUCGAGGCUGCUAGGUAGUUUCCGUACAGUUUGGGAAGUACAUGGAAUAGUGUUGCAUAAACCCAGAAUCUGCAAUAUUUGCAAUAUGUGAAGGUGUUGGGGAUAAGACUAAGAUUGCCUGCUCUUUUUUAUAUGUUGUACAAAUCUUCUUUUGUUAGAAUAUUGAAUCGAUUUUCUCGCCUUAGUCACGUGAUCUCAAAAAGUACGUAUGCAAUAACCUCCCAUUAUAUAAGAUAGGUAAAAAAAAUGUGCUUGUUUGUUUUUAUUAUUAUUUUUAUUAUAUAUAGUGAUUGAAAGUGAUGAUCAUACAUUUUAUUGCAUUAUUGUUGUUGUUACAGUUGACUUGGAAACAAAAUCACGCAAAAAAAGACAUGAUGAAAGUAAAAACAUAUUUUUGCAAGUCAAAAUUUGCAAGUGGAGUGACUCAAGGUGACGCAUUUUUUCCAAAAAAGUGCAUAUAUAUUCAGAUUUUUUUUCUCUUGUUAUAGACGCACAUAUCGGCAAGGAAUAUAGUUAAUGAUAAUGGGCAUGCUCCUAGUUUUUUUUAUAGAUUUUUUUUAAAUCUUUUUUUUUUUUAGGAAGCCGUGGGUGAGGAACGUAUCUUUUUUUGUGGCAUUGUUAAGACCGGAUACGUUAUCAGUGGGUAUCAGUGGCCGAUAGUCUAGUGUCUUGAAUUUUUCUUAACCCGUCUAUUUUUUCGUUUUUUUUUUUUUUUUUUCCUUUAGUAAAUUUAGUUUAGACCGUGCCCCCCUCCUCUGUCUAUUCAGACAAAUCCGUCCAAAGUUCUGUUGGAUAUGAAGUAUCUAUAUAUUGGCAUUAUUAGACACGUCCCUUAACUUCCUUUAAUUUUCUUUAUUUAUUUUGUUUUAACUCUUAUUAAAGAUCUCAUCAAAGGCCACUUACAAUAGUCCCCCGAUUAGAUCCGCGUCUAACGAAAGACAAUAGAUCCCCCCCCCCUCCUCCUCCACCCCAGGCCCUCCCCCCCCCCCAGCUGUGUUAGCAAAAGCCCUUUUAACUUUUCAGUUUUGAUUUUUUAUUUUUUUAUUAUUAUUAUUAUUUUUUUUUUUACUUUCAAAAAGACACUUGCCUCCUAAGUGGUCGCGUUGUCACUUUGUCUUCCACUUUAAAUGGCUUCCACAAUGGUUUAGAAAUUUUAUAUAUCUAUAUUUAAAGAAUGUUUAUGGAUAUUUUUUUUCUUUCUUAUGGAUAGCGGUGGUGCUGGUCGUUGUAUCCGGUGGCCACUUAGGCAGAGAGGCAAGCCGUUAUUGUAUUAUUUUUUUGCGCUUUAGGUCAACCGAACAAAGUGGGGAAAAAAACGAUGAAAUGAACAUCACUUUUUUUUUUCUUAUCAGUUUCAUGUCUUUAAAUGGUUAGCUCCCCUCCUCCUCCUUCCUCCUUCCUCCUUCCUCCUUCCUUACCUCCCCCCCCCCCUCAAACUCUUUCUGUAGUUCGAUAGUUUCAGAAUCCUUUUCUCCCCCCUUCCCCUCCUGUUCCAUUUUCUACCCCUUUUUUUAAAUGUCAGUUUUGUUGCAUAUUUUUUUUUUUUUUUUUAUGUAUAUCAAGAGUGCGUUUUUUUCAAUGGCGAAGGUAAUCCUGAAGUAAUGUUAAAUGUCUCUUUUUUAUCAUGAUUAUUAUUAUUAUUAUUAUUAUUAUUAUUAUUAUUAUUAUUAUAUAUUAUUACAGGUUUAUGGUGCUUAUCCUGGGCUAGGGUGGUGGAAUUCAAUGCUUAUGAUUGCUUUAAUUGUAUACAUGUUAUAGGAAUCUUUUUUUUUUUGUUUUUGUUUGUUUUGGGUCACGUCUUUUAUAUAUAUAUAUACAUAUAUAUUUUUUUUUGUAUGUUUCAUGUAUUCAGUUUUGUAUGUAAGAUUUUUUUUUCCCUCUCAAUAUUAGUGGGGUGUCUUUUGGCAAGGGAGUUUUUUUUAUAUAAUUUUAUUUGUCACAUACGACCUCUUUUAGUGUAUUUACUUUUUUUAUUUAUUUGUUUGUUUGUUUGUUUAUGCUCCUGCUGUUUGGCUUGAACUUAAGGAAUCCUUUGGACUUGAGUAGCGAGCCAAGUCCUUGUGGAAUUCUUUCACGUCUGGCCAGUGGGUGAGCACCUGACCUGCCUGCUUCUGUAAAAAAAAAUUAAAA
Penaeus indicus is the source of this 6790-nucleotide messenger RNA. Its product is annotated as fidgetin-like. Gene Ontology annotation, molecular function: ATP binding; ATP hydrolysis activity. Lineage: Eukaryota; Metazoa; Arthropoda; Malacostraca; Decapoda; Penaeidae. The coding region runs from base 1 to 3228 and encodes 1075 amino acids. The record is from RefSeq and is a predicted model, not a curated record. The transcript has 9 exons.